Ustilaginoidea virens is the source of this 594-nucleotide messenger RNA. RefSeq lists its product as uncharacterized. The coding region runs from base 1 to 594 and encodes 197 amino acids. Gene Ontology annotation, cellular component: Golgi membrane. NCBI's taxonomy places the organism in Eukaryota, Fungi, Ascomycota, Sordariomycetes, Hypocreales, Clavicipitaceae. The transcript is spliced from 4 exons. Gene Ontology annotation, biological process: vesicle-mediated transport; protein secretion. The record is from RefSeq and is a predicted model, not a curated record.
AUGGAGCAGCAACAACAGCAGCAGCAGCAGCAGCUUCCGGGAACCCUGAGCUGGCGAUUGAGUUCGCAUCCCAUCACCCUCUUGACCUUUUUGGCCUUUAGGAUAUCAAGCGUCUUUGUGUACUUUUUCGGUCUUUGGUUCAGCUCAAGCAUGGUCAUGAUCUUCAUCAUCACCAUUCUGCUUCUCGCAGCCGACUUUUACUAUCUCAAGAACAUUGCUGGUCGCCGACUCGUCGGUCUGCGGUGGUGGAACGAAGUCGACCCCCAGUCGGGCGAGUCCAAAUGGGUCUUUGAGUCAAGUGAUCCCGGCACCAAGGCCGUCAACGCCACGGACAACCGGUUCUUCUGGCUGUCACUGUAUGUCCAGCCUCUGCUUUGGAUCCUGCUGGCCGUCCUGGCCAUUGUUCGGCUAGAGUUUCUGUGGCUGCCUCUUGUCGUUAUUGCUCUCGUCUUGACGAUUAUGAACACCCUUGCCUUCUCGCGGUGCGACAAGUUCAGCCAGGCGUCUAACCUGGCCGGCAGCGCGUUGGGCAGCACCAACUUGGCAGGAAGCAUCGCCACCAAUCUGGCCGGACGGUGGUUCUCGAGGGGAUAG